Messenger RNA from Python bivittatus (Burmese python), 2132 nucleotides. The record is from RefSeq and is a predicted model, not a curated record. Lineage: Eukaryota; Metazoa; Chordata; Lepidosauria; Squamata; Pythonidae.
UGUCAGGUGCAAAAGGUUCCAGGAAACGAUAGUUCGAGCAGUUAAGAGGGCGCCGCAGCCGGGAGAGGCUCGGCAGAUUCUUCUCUUGUGGAGGACCAUGUGGGAUCCCAAUGCAGGGCAGCCAGGUGCCUACUCUGGAGCAGUCUGUCCCCCCAACCCUUCUUACCCAGCUGGUGUCAAUCCUGCAUACCCACCUCCUGUGAACCCUGCAUUCCCUCCAGGCCCUAUGCCUGCUGGCUCCUACCCUGUCCCCCCAGUAGGGAUCCCAGGGCAACCUGCCUAUCCACCAGGCCAUCCCAUUCAGCCCCCAUAUCCUGGUCAUCAGCCUAUGCUGCCUGGUGGUCCUUUGCCCCCACCUGCUCCGGGUAUGCCCGGAGGAAUAGGAAUCAAUCCUUUGCUGCCUGGGGCUGCUGCUGUGGGGACUUGUGUGAUGGACAAGAAAGCUGCCAAAAAGAUGAAGAAGAAGAUGAAGAAGGCACAUAAGAUGCAUAAACCACACAAACACCAUAAGCUGCAUGGAAAGCAUUCCUCCUCCUCCUCCUCUUCCAGCAGCAGUGACUCUGACUGACACGUCUCCCUACUUUCCAGCUGCAUCCUUUUCCACCAAGGCUGAUCCUUGCACUGCUCUUCCUGCAUCCAUACAAUGUUCACUAGAUUGGUCACUAGAUAAAAAUGACACCUGCUUGCUCUUUGUCUGACCUCCAAGUUUGGGCAAGUAUCAAGCUUAUCCAUAGGAGUGGUGCCACUGAUUAGCCACGCCUGCUGGGAUCCACUGCUGAACAAGCCAGAGUGGGAGGCCAGACCAUUAUUGGGCUUCAGGACACCUGUAUCUGCACCUGUAAGCCAUUUCUGCAGCCAAUCAAAUAAUCACUCAGUGCUCCAAAUGUUUUAUUGGGAUCCAAUCAAAUGAUUAUUUUUAAGAGGAAGUUGCUUGGGAGGUCCAAAUCCACCCAAGUGCUUUUAAAAAUUAUCACUCACCGAAGUAGUUCCUGAAUGCUCAUGUAAUGCCUGGAAAAAGGACAAAAAAGGAGAGAUUGCUCAAUAUUAGAACUGCAUUUGGAAAGUGUUGCUUAUUUAAUAUAAACUAAAACAAUCAGCUUUUGAAAAUCGCAAAUCAAAUGUGCUUGAUCAGGGAUAAUGGCAUAACUGUAUGUGCACAGAGCUUUAUUAUGAAAUUUCCUCCUGUCACACACACACACACACACAUGUAUUUAUGGCAUAUUUUAAAGAGCUUAAAUUCUGCAGCAUACAAAAAUGGUCACUCAUGUUAUGCUUAAUUGAAACAAUUUGUUCAUGGCUGCAAUCUUAGUUCACCUGAAGUUUGUAUUUAGUUUGAGAUGGCAGUAUCUUAGUAAAUUGCUCCAUAGUGUUGAAAGAUCAUAUGACAUACAUGUUGUGUAGUAUGUUCCAAACUUCUACAUUUGGAGGGAGCAUUUUCUUAUUCUUCAGCUCAAGGUUGCUGAUGCCCUGCUGAAAAGGGUUGCUUAGAUAAUACCAAGAUGUGUUUCUAAAAUAAAAGAAGAUUGCAGUUAAUUAGCCAGUUUUUUUAAAAAAGAAAACCACAUCAUUGUCCAGUAUUGCAGAUUGUACAAGUUGAGACCUGCAUAGGGCUCCCAAGAACCUUGGAUGUGGAUCCAAAAGCCCCUCCAGAAGUAGCCACCAAGUUAUAAUAUUUAAUGGGACAGAAAAAGAACCUAAAAUAUAUUAGGAGUAACCUUAGUAAUUGUAUUUAAUAAUCAAGUUUAAAUAUAAAGGCAUUAGUAUGUAAAUUAAAUCAGUUUUUACCCUGGCCUUGCCUGUGUACAUUCCGACUCAGUUUAUUUCUUGUACUGCAUGUCAGUCUAAGACUAACUGAAACCUUCACCACUAUCAUCCCUGAAAAUUGUGGAACCCUAAGUUACAUAAGACUUGCUGGGAUGAACUAAAAGGACCAUAUCUUGUUAGAAACGUGUUCUAUUUCACAGAUUCAUUUUCUGUCCACUGACAAUAAUUACAAGUCUGAUUCUACCUCUCUUAAACUUGUUCCAAAUUGCUUUUCCCUUGGUAAUUUUGGCUCUAAUGCUCAGCCCGAAUUGUAGCGUAUUACUUUAUAUGUAAAAAAUAAAGCAAGCUCCCGAAAAGAAUCAAAAUCA